AUGGCCAACCUGCCAUCACUCCUGGUCUUCGGAUCGCAGGCGGAAUUCCCCUCCGUGGAGGAGCUUCAGCACUGUUAUGAUGAACUCAUCGAAAAUCCUUCUCUCACUGACUUGAGGUACCAAUUGCGUGAGCUGCCUGGGUUUUGGCAGCGUCUUGUCAACUUCGACCUGGCUUUGAUCGUUGUUCCUGGAACAGAGUACCUCGACUUGUCAGGGGGAGGCAUACAAGGUCUUUGUGUUGGCUUCCUCACUGCCAUCGCAAUUGCCAGUUCGACCAGCGAUGUUACCAUUGGAUCUCACGCCGCCCUCGCACUGCGACUUGCUGUGGCCGCUGGAGCUUAUGUCGACCAAGAUGGGCAGUACUCCUCAACCCCCACAGAUUAUGUUGCUGUGGCAGCCCGAUGGAGUGGACACGACGCUGGCGGUGUCGCAAGGCUUCGUGGGCUUGCAUAUAUCUCGAGUAUCAACGACGCCUCAUCCGUCACUGUCACGCUCCCAUCUGCGUCUUCGGAAUUGUUCGCCGCCCAGGCAAGCGCAGAAGGUAUCUGGACGAAACGAAUUGCGACUCACGGUCGUUUUCACACUAAGCGUCACCUUCCCGCUGGGGAAAGACUGGUCGAACUCUUCAAGGACUCGGAUACGGUUGGCUCGCCCUGCCUCCUCCAAGUGCCUGUACGGGAUACAGCCACAGGUAAGGGGAAUGGCACCGGCAUAAACGGACACAAUACGCAGAACGGCGAACCGGGGCAUCGUCUAUCGUCAAAUUAUCUCUCACAGUACCCUCCUCACUCCAUUGCUGUGGUUGGCAUGGCCGGCAGAUUUCCUGAGGCGGACUCACUUGACGAUCUGUGGGAUCUGAUAAUUGAAGGAAGAUCAACCGUCAAACCUGCCCCUGUAGAGCGUCUUGGCCUGCCUCAUACCGACAAUACCAGCACAAAGUGGUGGGGAAACUUCUUGAAGGAGCCAGAAAGAUUCGACAAUAAGUUCUUUAACAAAUCAUCUCGCCAGGCUCUAGCUUGGGACCCUCAGCAAAGGAUCUUGCUCGAAACCAUUUACGAGGCUUUGGAGUCAGCCGGCUACUUUGGUGCCUCAGGAGUCACGGAGCCUCGCGACUAUGGCUGCUACAUCGGGGCCGUCAUGAACAACUAUUACGACAACCUCUCUUGCCAUCCAGCCACUGCAUAUGCUACCGAUUUGGCUGCCGCCGGCUUCCUCAGUCCAUCAGGUCAGUGCAAGCCUUUUGACGCCGCCGCCGAUGGAUAUUGUCGUGGCGAAGGAGUAGGAGUGGUCGUUAUAAAGCGCCUAUCCGAUGCAUUGAACGAGAACGAUGGUAUUCUCGGUGUGAUUGUUGGCUCUGCUGCUAACCAAAAUCACAACUGCGGUGCAAUCACUGCACCGGACUCGAGCUCUCAAGUCGACUUGUUUCGGUCAGUGGCGAAGGCAGCUGGCGUAGAAGCACAAUCGGUUUCAUACGUGGAGGCCCACGGUACAGGUACUGGUGUCGGUGACCCCGUCGAGGUCCGCUGUCUGCGUCAGACCUUCGGAGGACCCGACAGAACAUAUCCACUCCAUUUUGGCUCCAUCAAAGGCAACAUUGGACAUACUGAAGCAACCGCAGGCGUGGCCGGUCUGAUCAAGGUCCUGCUGAUGAUGAGGCACCGGACUAUUACUCCACAAGCAAGCCACACAUCCUUGAAUCCCAAGAUACCACCUCUUGCACAAGAUCAAAUGAUAAUUGCAGGCGAAGUAACUACUUGGUCAGCACCAACACUUCUGGCUUGCGCCCCUUCGGAACUUCUAAGCUCUCUAGCUUUCAACUUGGCCAACAGGGGCAACCAUGCGCUGUCUCAUGUGUUUGCCUUUGCAGGAAGCAGCAUCACUGAGAUCGAGAACAGUCUCAGUAUGCCAGCAAAAGAUGGUGCUAGACUUGUGCAUAUGGCUCCAAACCGCAAGCCUGUCACUCUCGUCUUCGGUGGACAGGAAACCGUUCAUAUUGGACUCUCAGAGACGAUUUACAAGUCAUCGAAGCUCUUCCGACAACACCUGGACUCAGUCGACAGCCUUCUGUCCGAGAAUGGACUUGGAAGCAUCUUCCCUUCUAUGUUCCAGGAGAACCCUAUCCAGAAUACAGUUCUCCUGCAUUCUGCUCUCUUCACCAUCCAAUAUGCCUCUGCUCGGAGCUGGAUAGAUUUUGGGCUUGAAGUAGACGCAGUUGUUGGCCACAGCUUCGGCUUCUUAACGGCUCUAUGCAUCUCUGGUGUUCUCUCGUUGACGGACGCUUUGGAUCUAGUGGUCGGCCGAGCCUCGUUGGUGCAGACUCACUGGGGGGACGAAAAGGGGUCCAUGCUGUCCAUGCAAGCUACUCGCUCGACGGUGGAAGAGAUCCUCGCAUCUUUCGUUGCCCAACAUGAUCUUUGUGCAGAGAUAGCAUGUUACAACGGACCUGAGAAUCACGUUGUCGUGUGCUCUUCGACCGCCAUGGAAACCCUUCAGGAGUUUGCAAAGAGUCGACAUGUCCGGACAAAGCUCCUCAACGUCUCAAAUGGCUUCCACUCCCGCUUCACAAAGCCGUUGUUACUCCCGCUUGGGGACAUAGCGAGACGACUGCAGUGGAAUCCUCCCAAGAUCCACCUGGAGACUACGGAGGAGCUGCCAAGGACUUCACAGCCUGACUUCAGCAUGAUCGCCCAGCACACACGACAACCAGUAUUUUUCCAGAACGCUAUUGAGAGGCUUACCAAUCGCUACAGUCCCUGCACAUGGCUUGAAGCAGGCCGUGGCUCGUCUGUCCUACAGCUUGUCAAGCGAAGCGUAGGCAAUGUGACAGGACAUGAUUUUCACUCGCCUCAGCUGUGUUCCCGAACUCACGCACACGACUCUCUGAUUGAUGUCACAGUGGAUCUCUGGAAUACCGGCUACAAUGUACAGUACUGGCCAUUCCAUCGCACGCAAAAAGCAGAAUACCAGUAUCUCGCCUUGCCACCUUACCAGUUUGAGAGGACUCGCCACUGGCUGGGGUUCACAAGGAAGGAUCAAACGCACCAGGACAACGACGAUACGAAGUUGAGUACAGAAAUCGGCAGAGCUGACCACCAUGAGCUGCUGAGGUUCGUCAAGUACCUGAACGGAGCGGAGACCGAGGCAGAGUUCUCCAUCGACCCGCAGUCUGACCGCUUCCAGAAGAUGGUGAAUGGCCAUAUCAUGGCUGGGGAGCCGCUAGCACCAGCGUCUUUAUUCCUCGAGCUCGCAGCAAGUGCAGCUCUCUUCCUCCAGCACGACACACAAGGGAAAAUGUUCGUGCCCAGUGUUGAUGAUCUUACCAUGACAUCGCCAAUUGGUCCGUCCGAGGGAAAGCAGAUAUCGAUGAUCUUGAAGAGACAAGGAGACACUUCGCCUACAUGGACAUUUUAUAUCGCAACUCUGGAUCCAGAAAAGAUUUCGUCGAAUCGUACUGAACAUGUCACAGGUGUAACCCACUUGCAGAAGCGCGAUGAAACCGCAGCAUCGCGCAUAUUCCAACGCUACGAUACCUUAAUCGGCGGCGCUCGGCGGUACGAAGAACUGCUCAACAACCCUGAGAGCGAGAAGAUGCAGGGUAAUCACAUCUAUCGAGCAUUCAGCACUGUUGUCACAUACGACAAGCUCUUCCACGGCAUCAGGGAAAUCGCAUGCUUGCGUUCGGAAGCCGCUGGCAUGGUCAGACAAUCCAUAACGGGGAAUCGACAAGCAGGAGAUUCGUACAGGCUGUUCGAUACGCCGCUGAUCGACAGCUUCAUGCAGUUUGCCGGGUUUCUGGUGAAUUACUUCCACAAUCCUUCUGUCGACGAUGUCUUCGUGUGUGGAAAGAUCGACCAGAUUACAAUGGGCGGAACUUGGGAUCCGGACGCCGAAGAGUGGCUUGUGCAUUCGUUUAUGAGGGAGGAAGGAGGCCACGCCGGUGUCACGGUUGAUGUGUACGUCACCGAUCUUAAGACUGGGAGGAUUGUCAUGACUGCGUUCGGAUUCCACUUCUCAAAAAUGCAUCGGAGUACGCUGGGCCGCCUGCUCAAGGCUGUGAACCAGCCCGGGGCGAAGAACAUCAACACGGCUCCACGCAUUCAGGACGACGACGAAAAUGACGCUGUUCAAACGCCCAGGUCUCUGGCAUCAUCAAGCUCUGAAAAACGACGGGAGAUAAUUCACAUACUUUCGAACGUCACAGACGUACCAGUGGAGAAGAUCCAAGACGAGAUAGCCCUAGACGAGCUGAGGAUAGACUCACUGAUGGCAGUGGAAGUGCUGAACGACCUACGUGCUGCGAACGGUCUAACAAUUAACUUGCCCAAAUUCCUGCUUUUCCCUAACAUUCGAGCUUUGGUUGAUUUCUGUGACGAAAAGCUCGGGCUUGGUCACACAGCUCCAGUUGGAGAGUCAGCCCCUGAGCCAGCCGCCAAGCUUGAAGUUGAUGCUUCUACGACAUUGGAUGAGCCUAGCAGCUCUACACCGGGAUCGACUGAGCCGCCAUGUAGGGCUGACUGGAGUGCGCAGACGCCGAGCAUCCCCUCCGCCGCGGGUGCUUUCGAAGAAACGAGGCUGAACUACGACCAUCACGCUCAAGCAGCUCAAGCGUCCGGAUUCUGGCAAACCGCCUAUCCUCUCCAAGCACGACUCGUCCUGGCAUACGUCGUGAAAGCCUUUGCAGACCUAGGCUGCGAUCUUGGGGAUCUCCUCCCGGAUAGCAAUCUCCCAGACAUCGAUGUGCUACCGAGGCAUCAGCAACUUCUACGGCGUCUCUACUUGAUUCUCGAAGAUGGAAAACUCAUUUACUCCUCAGACGAUGAUGAUAAAGUCUACAGACGAACCGAAAAAUCUGUCGACUCAACACCCGCGGACACCAUAUACGCGGAGGUCAUUGAUGUACACCCCCAGCACGACUGCGUGCUUCACCUUGUCAAAGCGAUGGGCUCCAGGAUGGCGGCUUGUCUACGCGGAGAGACUGAUCCUCUAGAGAUUCUCUUCGGAGACCAGGAGAUGAAGAAACUGCAAGAAGAUUUAUACGAGUUCUGGCUCUUGCUGCUAACUCCAGCACUCGUCCUCGCAGACUUCCUGGCCAAAGCCACGACGUCCUCGAGUGGGAAUGGGAAGCUUCGCAUCCUCGAGAUUGGCGCAGGAACUGGCGGCACGACGAAGCGUAUCGUGGAAUACCUGCAGAGACUGGAUAUUGACUUCGAGUACAUCGUGACAGAUAUAAGUUCCUCCCUGGUAAACGCUACAGCGAAGCACUUCGCCGGAACCAAAGGCCUCCGUUUCGAGCGCCUAGACAUCGAACAAGCUCCAACUCCCGAUUUCCUCAACGCUUUCCACUUCAUUGUCGCAACGAACUGCAUCCACGCCACGAAAGACCUCCACGUCUCUCUCGGGCACGCCCGGCAGAUGCUGCGGGAUGAUGGAGCGCUGGCACUGAUUGAGAUAACGCAGCCGAUGUUCUGGCUUGAUGUUGUUGUUGGGCUGUUGAGGGGCUGGUGGGCGUCUGAGGAUGGGAGGGAGUAUGCUCUGGUUGAUGAGAGGGGGUGGGAGAGGAGGUUGAGAGAGGUGGGCUUUGGGGAGGUGGGGUGGAGUGACGGGCAUACGGCAGAGGCGAAGACUGUGAGAGUCAUUGCUGCGUUUCCGCAACGCUCAAGAGAAGCUGCUGCUACUCCCGCUUCA
Messenger RNA from Zasmidium cellare ATCC 36951, 5685 nucleotides. RefSeq lists its product as uncharacterized. Gene Ontology annotation, molecular function: fatty acid synthase activity; phosphopantetheine binding. The annotation marks the transcript as partial. Gene Ontology annotation, biological process: fatty acid biosynthetic process. The record is from RefSeq and is a predicted model, not a curated record. Lineage: Eukaryota; Fungi; Ascomycota; Dothideomycetes; Mycosphaerellales; Mycosphaerellaceae. The transcript has 7 exons.